Messenger RNA from Seminavis robusta, 3907 nucleotides. The record is from the annotation of a GenBank genome assembly. NCBI's taxonomy places the organism in Eukaryota, Bacillariophyta, Bacillariophyceae, Naviculales, Naviculaceae.
GGCUCUUCACCAUUCAUUUCCCACGGAUCUUUCUUUGGAGACGGUCAACUGACAAAGGCCAUCUCCAACUAACUAUUGCCUUCACCCCGACAUAGAAUAAAAGUAUAAGCACGUUUACCUCCACCAUGUCCCUCCGAAAACGGCGUCAGGAAGAAGAGGAGGAAGAAGAUGAUCAGGAGCCAGACUGGGAUAGACACAGUUUAUCUUGGCCAUCACCAUUCGUAUUUCCCUUUGGUUCUCCUUCUAUUGUUCUGAACCAAAAAGCACCCGUGGUGGUCUCCCUGGUACUCCCCUGGGAAGUAUUGAGACAAAGCAAUAAUGACAAUGGCAACAAGGAACAGUCGCUUCGCUAUCGCAAAGUCAUUCCACCGGAUGAAUCGGUAGAAGAGUUUCUCCACAAUUUCUUGCUGGAACAAAGUCCUUCGGAGUGUUGGCGAGCGUUUCACCAGCGCCAUGCUCCCGACUGUACCAAGUUUGCCAUUCGAACGGGACCCAACUACAGUUUCCUCGUCUCGACAGAACAAGUCGCCAUGAAACGUAGCAAAAAGCAAAAACCCAGAAUCUUUCAUGUUUGUGUCGCCGCCACAUCUCAACCAAACGCCAUUUGGGCGGCUCCAGAUACCAUGGUGGAUUUGUUGCCAGAGGAAAUGGAAGAAAUUACCCUCUUGGUCAAAAAUCAACGGUAUCCAGAGCCAUUCGAUUUGGAUUAUGACAAGCUACCCUGUAUUCAUAUCCCACCACCCGAUCGGAUACAAGGCCGGGUAGUUUCCGUAUCCAACCAUAAUGGCAAGGAUGUGGCAAAACGGAAACUAGACAACGCUAGCAACAACAAGGAGGAACAAGAGCCGAAGAAACAAUCUGCAGCAUCCAAAGCACAGCAGCAGGAACAACAAAAAUCGCCAGAACAACCCAAGAAGACUCUGUCUCGACGCGAACGACGAGAGUUAUGGGAAGAGGAGCAAAAACAAAAACAAGGCAAAAGCCCCAAGACGUCGGAUGAUCUAGGAAAGAAGCCCACACCUACUAGUAAAACAGCAACAAAGACCAAGAAAAAAGCCAAAGAAGACGAUGAAAAGGAGAGCAGAGCCAAAGAAGUUUCCUCCAUAUCCAACCACACGAACAUUUCGUUGGAGUCUCUCAAGCCUGUAUUCAAGGAAGUGAAACCAAAGAAGCGGAAAGCAGCCGAAGAGGAGGAUGACGCCGAGAAUACGACAAACCAACCGCCUUCCAAACGAACCAAGCUAGACAAACCUACCAAAGAAAAAGUACAAAUUUCCAAGGAGGACAAAAAGGAUGGACGUACAAAGAAGGACCCAAAGAAAAAGGAGACGGCUGAACAGAAGAACAAGGCAGAGAAGGAAUCCAAGAAGGAUCGAACAGACCCAGAGGAUGAAACAGAGAAGACACGAAUGGAACCGAAGGAUAAGGAACUCGGAAAGAGGAAGAAAGAGAAGGGCAAUCAAGAAAAAGACAAGAAGGAUGACAAUCCCACGGACAAGAAAAGUCCGGAGCCUAAGAACACAGAAAAGCACAAACCAGCGGAUUCAAUCCCAAUAACUCAGGAGGAUCCCGAGGAAGAAGAGUCUGAUGCAAUUGCCGAAAGCAGCAACAAACACGUCGAGAAAAGUGGUGUUCAAGAGGAAGAAGAGGACACCAAGAAACCUGUUUCAAAACAAAGCGAAUCGCUACAACCCACCACUGACGUUUCGGAGACACCCGCCAAGAAGCGGAGACGAGAUAAGGAGGAUUCUCCCGGCCCUCCUGUUUCUGUAAUCGAGGUUCCACUGCAGCAUGAGGACGAAUUCACUACUGACGAGCAUUGGAUAUCAACCACUACUGACGUCAACAACGACAAACCACCGGUGCAACCCCAGCGGGCCGGAGCUUCUUCCGACUCCAAGGAGUGUUCCACGGCGCCGUCAAAUGCAGCACCUGCCAAAGAAUCGACCAGAAAAACGGAAGCAAAAGAGAAGACGCACCAGGAGAAAGGUGAUGAUGACGCUGCAAGUGCAAAGUCCAGCAGCAGCAGUAGUAGCAACAGCACUUCGACAUCGAGUGACGGCUCGGGAAGCAGCAGCAGAAGUGGCUCGGGAAAGAAAAAGAACGGCAAGAAAAUAAAAGAAGGUCCCGUAAAAGGUAAAAAGGAUGCCUCGACAAAGAAUAAUGAUCGCAAGAGUGUGAACGAUGCCACCAAGGGCGUCGCUGAAGUCGCUGCAGCGUCAAAAGAUGACCACCAAAACAACUUGAACCGUGCACCCCCAAGCAGUACCACAUCUCCCUCUGCAAGUUCCAAAGAUCGCCAGAAAUUGGGAGCAGACCCCCAAAACAGGACCACUGAUGCUUCUGCAUCAUUAAAAGAUCGUAAGAACUCGGCUGACUCAGCAGCUUCGAAGGAACAACAGAGCGCGGAAGAAUCCCGCACAAGAAAGACCACUGCUGCUUUGGGGAGUUCCACUGAUCGCAACAAGACCAUGGAGGCCCCUGCGCAAAACAAGAAUGCGUCCUCAGAGGGUGGCAACAACAUAUCGAAAAAGACCCCCUCCUCGCCUAAAAAGCAUGUGGAUGCAAGCAGGAGCAGGAGGGAACGUUUAGAUGAAAUGAGCGCCUCUUCAUCGACGGCGGUGUCGAGUGUGAAGGGUCCCAGGGACUUGAAAGAAUUGGAAUUGUCAGAAGAAGCCAACAACAGCAUGGGCGAGGAUGCCGUGAAGACAAAGAGCAAAAAGACAGGCAAGCCCAUCGAAACUGGAAAGACCGACACAAGGGACAAGUCUGACAAGGACAAGCAAGACAGCACCAAUGAUCGGAAUUUGCAGCGCAAGAGAUCCCACUCGAAUGUAUCUAGUGGCUCUAGCACCCGUAUGGGCACUGCAGGCAAGAGUGAUUCUUCGUCAUCGUCAUCAUCAUCGACUACGGAUAGCGAAGACGAAAGCGAUAGUGGCGAGCCCAAGAAGAAAAGGAACCCACCGUCACCGGCUAAGAUAUCUCAAUCCUCGGUCGAGUCCGAACACUUGAAGGAAGUUGUUGAUUCGAAGAAGGCAGUAGCACCCAAACAGUCCAAGAAGAAAUCAGAUGACAAUCAUCAGGCUGAGGACAAAGGAGGUGCGACGGACCUGAAGAAAUCCAAUUCUCAGGCCAAGGACGAUAAAGGUGCAACCGACACGAGUAAAUCCAAGCCAGAUCCGAAGAGCGCGUUGAAUAGGAAGGACAAAGAUAAGGGCACGUCGCAGAAGGAGACGAAGACUGGUAGCAGCAAGGAGUCCAAACCCGUAGCAGAAGAGUCCAAGAAAGUCGGCCCUCCGAAAGCCAAGAAAGGAUCCGUAAGAGAAGAAAAGGAAGGUGUCGGCGGCGACCCCGAAGAUGAUGAUGACGACGACUCUUCGUCGGACGAAAGCAGCUCUAGUGGCAGCUCUUCGUCGUCCUCGUCCAGCAGCAGCUCUUCGUCCAGCAGCAGCAGCUCGGACGACGAUUCCUCUUCCAGUAGUAGCUCGGACGAUGAUUCCUCCUCGGAGGACGAAAAGAAAGCCAAGCAACCUGUUCGACGAAUGACUACGCAGCACGUAACACCCAACCCGCAAUCAUCCCAGCAAAGUGCGACUCCUCGUCGGAAGAGGCCACUUUACGAUCCGACCAAAGAUCCUAUUAUUUUCCCAUGGGAUGCGCUCAAAAAGGCAAAGGUGUGAUGAUGGAGAAGAGUGAACGCAAUCCCUGGCUGGUUGCUCUAUGAGAGGUAUGCGUGUCGAUGGUUGCUAAGAUAGCUAUGUACGCACGGUAGCCUAUGGGGCAUUAGUUAAAGACUCUGAAACAAUCCAAUGUAGCCAUCGACUCAUUGCAAGGCCCCGUAAAGGAAACCGAUAGUUAGCUAGCUUGGAACGGUUAUAAUAGUCUAGCUAGUAGCCUUUUUGUCUGU